Bombus pascuorum is the source of this 6533-nucleotide messenger RNA. It is a transcript of the gene Mad, whose product is annotated as protein mothers against dpp. Gene Ontology annotation, molecular function: DNA-binding transcription factor activity, RNA polymerase II-specific; I-SMAD binding; RNA polymerase II cis-regulatory region sequence-specific DNA binding. NCBI's taxonomy places the organism in Eukaryota, Metazoa, Arthropoda, Insecta, Hymenoptera, Apidae. Gene Ontology annotation, biological process: anatomical structure morphogenesis; regulation of transcription by RNA polymerase II; cell differentiation. The coding region runs from base 910 to 2316 and encodes 468 amino acids. Gene Ontology annotation, cellular component: heteromeric SMAD protein complex. The record is from RefSeq and is a predicted model, not a curated record. The transcript is spliced from 3 exons.
UUUGUUUAUUAUAAUAAAGAGUUUUUAACACUUUAUAGCAUAUCAUCUUUUUCAUAUGAGUCAUCUACGAUCAGCCCUUAUCGUUGAAUACAUUGUCGUUGCGUAGUGCGAUGAGUGCAUAUUAUUGCUGUACGUAAACGUAUACAUAAAUUAUGUUUAUACGUUGGAAAUGAAGUGUGCAAAAAGAGUUAGUUUCGGAUGAAAGAUUAUAAUAAAUUGAGCAAUUUAACAAAUUGUAGGUGACGUGCAUAACAUUGUUAAAACACAAUUCUCAUAGAACUGCCUUCGUAAACAAGGCGCCAUGAUGUUCUUGCAACGCCAUAAUACUGUUAUACGACGUUUCGUUCUUUCUAUGAUAAAUAUUUAUAAUUAAAACUGCAUGUAAGAUACGAACGAAAUCAGUUACUUUUUGUGUACUUUUUUACAUCGUAAUAAUCUUUGGCUAUCUGAUUUUGGUGAGUACGUGUAAAAGUUAGUGAGUUCUUCCUAAAAUUCUGAAAGUUCUCGGUACUAUUGCUUAUUGCAAAUACCCUCAUUCUACCACGAAAAGGAGUGAAAAAGAUAGAGAUUGGAAGACAGAGAAAAGUCGUAGUGGAAGGGAAAAAGAGAGAGAAAUAUUAUGUACGCUACGAGUGGCUGUACUGUAUUACAAGAAAAUUUGCUCAGAUAUUUAUCGUGUUCGUAGAAUUGUUGUCAUUAAGAAUACGAUAAACUCAAGGUGAAAAUCGAUAAAUUCAUAGAUAUUUUUAUUUGAUUGUGAUGGCGAGAGGUUGGCGUCAAGAAUGUAGUAACAGGAGUGGGAGAUUGUAGUAAAAACAAUGCUGGAUCGCUAAGCAAGUUCUGCGUUGCUACAAAACGGAAACUAUAAAAAAUUCAUACAUAUAGUUUACAUAUUACAGUAUUUUUAACAUGGACGAUGAAGAAGGAUCAUCAAGUUCUGGACCUAUGUCUUCAUUGAACAGUUUGUUUUCAUUUACUAGUCCUGCUGUAAAAAAGUUACUUGGCUGGAAACAGGGUGAUGAAGAAGAAAAAUGGGCAGAAAAAGCAGUUGAUUCAUUAGUAAAAAAAUUAAAAAAACGUAAGGGUGCAAUAGAAGAAUUAGAACGUGCUUUAAGCUGUCCAGGCACACCUAGUAAAUGUGUAACAAUUCCAAGAAGUUUAGAUGGUAGAUUGCAAGUUUCACAUCGUAAAGGUUUGCCACAUGUAAUUUAUUGUAGAGUAUGGAGAUGGCCAGAUUUGCAGUCACAUCAUGAAUUAAAACCAUUAGAGUUAUGUCAGUACCCUUUUUCUGCUAAACAAAAAGAAGUUUGCAUCAAUCCUUACCACUAUAAAAGAGUGGAGAGUCCAGUGCUCCCACCUGUAUUAGUUCCUAGACAUUCAGAAUAUGCUCCUGGACAUUCAUUGUUACCAUUUCAACAAAUAGCAGAACCAACAAUGCCGCAUAAUGUGUCCUACUCCUCUAGUGGAUUUAAUGCUGGAUCUACUGGUGGUGUAAAUCCAACAUCACCUAUGUCUUCUGUUGGAUCUGUUCCCAGUCCAGGAAGCACAACAUCACCAAAUCCACAAAGUCCAUAUGGUACUAAUGGGCUACCAGAAACUCCUCCUCCAGCAUAUUCUCCACCUGAAGAUGGUUCACAACCUGGACAAUCACCACCACCUGAUCCAGUAGCAAUGGAUACAAGUGGAUCAGCUGAAGUAGCUCCAGUAUGUUAUCAGGAACCACCUUAUUGGGCCUCCAUUGCAUAUUAUGAAUUAAAUUGUAGAGUGGGUGAAGUUUUUCAUUGUCAUUCUCACUCUGUUAUUGUGGAUGGUUUUACAAAUCCAAGCAACAAUUCUGAUCGUUUUUGCCUUGGACAAUUGUCCAAUGUAAAUCGUAAUUCUACUAUUGAAAAUACAAGAAGACAUAUAGGCAAAGGAGUACAUUUAUAUUAUGUAGGUGGUGAAGUUUAUGCAGAAUGUCUCUCUGACUCUGCUAUAUUUGUACAAUCUAGAAAUUGUAAUCAUCAUCAUGGAUUUCAUCCUAGUACUGUUUGUAAGAUUCCACCAGGAUGUUCAUUGAAAAUAUUUAAUAAUCAAGAGUUUGCCCAGUUACUUUCACAAAGUGUUAAUCAUGGUUUUGAAGCAGUUUAUGAAUUAACAAAGAUGUGCACUAUAAGAAUGUCAUUCGUUAAAGGGUGGGGUGCUGAGUAUCACAGACAAGAUGUUACAUCUACUCCUUGUUGGAUUGAAGCACAUUUACAUGGACCCUUACAGUGGUUAGAUAAAGUGUUAACACAAAUGGGCUCUCCUCAUAAUGCUAUAAGUUCUGUAUCAUAAUUUGUGCAUCAAAUUUAAUAGUAAAGGGAGAAAAUAGUGAACUGUAGGAAAAUCUGAUGAUUCAAGAACAGUUUUUAAUAUUAUCAUAUAAUAUUUUAACUAGUUAUUGUAAGAGAUUUAUGAAAGUAUCAGAGAAAGUGGUAAAUGAAAAACUGCCUAAUGAGAUUUUUCUCAUGUGAGUAAACUGAAGCUAAUAUGAUCAUGAAAAUAAAGGGUUACGAAAGUUCGUAAUAAUUGAAAGUGAUCCUUAUUAACACGUUGACUGCCACGACACCCGUAUUCGGGUGUCAGCAAAGUUUCUAGUCUGGCCGCGUAAUAUAUAUUCGGGUGUCGUUUAUUUGACUACUUGCAAAGGAUCAUCGUAGGUAUUUGAGAAGAUAUUCCAUAAUAAUAAAACUGUUGAAUUGUUACAAAAGUAAUACAAAAAAUUAUUAAAAAAAUUAUUUAGAAUGUAAAACUUUAAAGUAUUCUAUACAUAGCUGAGGUUAACCGGGAUAAUUUGGACAAUAAGUUGUUGUUUCCUCUAAAUUUUUUGUGUCUUUGUUCGGUCCAUUUGAUGUCUUUUAUUUGCAUAAUAUAUUUUAUUUGUAUGCGCGUCUAAUGUUUCUUCCGGAAUCAUUUUUCCGAACGACGAUAUUAUGCUGACUCCAUCGAAGACAAGGGUUUUUUGUAUUUUCAGACAACCCUAAUAAUUUUACAGCUAAUAAUUCUCUAAAUAUUCUAAUAUAUAAGUAUAAAUUCUUCUUUGUUACAAUUUUGUAAACCGUCAAAGCGUUUUCAAUAGAAAUUUCCAGAAAAAGUUGGACGCCAAGUUUUCUGUACCAUUUGAUUCCUUUUCUAAUUAUGGUGGCAUAAGAAACCAUUUGGUCGGAAUAAUCUAUACCACACUUUCCUUCAUUAUAUUCAGCAACAGCUAGUGGUGUGAAUAUUGCAAACAAACGAAACGAAAGAUCAUUCUUGAGACCACCACUUGAGCGACUCGCAUUACUAAAAUAUCGAUGGGAGUAUCUAGCAGAGAACGCUUGGUACUGUGGCACGCAUGGCCUGACUGAGAUUUUCUUGAAAACACGCGUGGCAGUCAACGUGUUAAAGAAAUUUCGGAGAUUACAGUGUACACGUAAAAGCUGUACAAUUUUUUGGCUGUUAAAUAGGAGAAGAAUUAUAGCAGAAAAAAUAUGUGUUAUAUAUGAAGAAUCAUAUUUUUCAAAUAUAUUCAAUUACACUUAUAUAUAAUACGUUAUUUUAUAUGGAAAAUUGUUAUGAAAAUAUGUCCUAAUGCUAUAUCACGAAUGCUUCAUUAAAUUGUUUCAAGACUUAUACUGAAAUCUACAUAUGCGUAGUUAAAGAGCAAAUCAACUGUAAUUAAACAAAAGACGAUUACUGAAUAAUAAUCUACGAGAAUGAUUCAGAAUUACAUCAAAUAACAUUUUAACAUUUAUAGUUUUGAAUACAAUAUGCAUGCUUCUGAAGCAUUUGAUUUAUGCCUAAACAAGUCUUAGAAUAUUUAAAUUUAUUACUAUUAAGAUUAUAAUCUAAGUGUAAUUAAUUUCAAUUUUACUAAUUGUAAUACAAUUAAUAUUUUAAUAUAAACAUCAGAUGCUGAUCUCACGUUAACAUUUGAAAGUUAACUGUAUCUGAUGACAUAUUGGAAUAUUAACUUUGAUAAUGCAUAUAAAAAUAUUUUUUGCGCAACGUUUCCUAAUAUUCGAGAAAUGUAAGCCUUUGGAUGUAGCCUUAUAAGAAAUUAAUGUGACAACUAACAUAAAGUCAUCUACUUACUUGUCGAAUUGAGAGUAAUAUAAGACUUAUGUGUUAGCUUUGCACUUUUCAGAAGUGUUUACAAAUUUUAGGCUUUGACAUAUGUACAUAUAAAAAAUAUACUAUUAUAUGAUGAUAUAUGCAAUUCCAAAAAUUGGCAUUACAUUCGAUACAAACCAUAUGAAAAUUCUGUGAAUUGAAUUCUGAAAAGUGCCAAAAGUGUAUGUAUAUAAUGCCUUUCAUUUAAAUCAUGUCGAAAACUAUUUUUGUUGAUCAUUAAUAGAAAACUUAAGCCAAUGGAGAAAGAUUUACUUAGAAAAUAUUUGGUUACAAAAGAUAUUGCUUGUUUUAUAUAUUUUACUGAAUGACAUGCAAAUUUUAUAAGAACAUUAUAAUAGUGAGCAUAAGAAUUAUAUAUCACAUACACAUUCAAUAAUGAGCUGGGAAGGUCAUAUGAAUACUUAGUUGAGAUUAAAUAAAAUUAAAUCAAUGGAAAGCGUUAUGUAUUGAAAUUUCAUUACAAUCAACACUCAUGUCUGUGUCUUUACAUAUUUAUAACAGAACAUUAGCUUCAUGAUGUAGACAUUUAUUGUAUACAUCGAUUCUCAUCUUAAUUUUACAUUAAGGUACGCAGGUAUUACUGAAGAAGCACAAAUCUCAACUUAAUGUUACUAUUGGAAAUACCCAUAAUGUAUAUUCGAAUGAUCUUCUGGCUUGCUGAUAAACUUACGAUUAUCAUUCAAAUUAUUUUUAUGUAUAUCUUAUGAAUAUUUCAAUUGUAAGUGAAUGAAGAAAGUAUACGGAUCAUAUAACUUUAACGGAGAGUACUUGAGAACUGGAACAGAAGUCACUGCCGCUUGCUGUUACUUAUUUGUCGAUGUACCUAGCUGUGAUUGUUUGCUACCAAAUUUAGCAAAUUACGUAUGGGUGAUCAACGAUGGUAAAAGUAUUUGCUUUAUUGAAUCAAUAAAGAUGAAGAUAUGUAUUUGAAUUUAAAAGCAUAAUCGUACAAGGAAAUAUGACAAUAACGCCUUAAAAAAAUAUACGACGAAUAAAAAUAUUCAAUCAAAGGAACAUUUAUCGUACCACGUACUGUUUUUUCGUGAUCACCUGUAAUACCCAUUUAGUUGAAAAAAAGAAAGAUAAUAAUAAUAAGAGAAAAGUAUUUUUCAUUGAAACGACGCUGUAAUUGGUAUAGAUAAUGUCUUAAAAUAAUGUAAACCUGUUAACAGAAAUGUGAAUUAAUGUUUUAGGUAUAUCGAGCUUGUAGCACUCGUAACGAGCACAAUGCUUUAUCGCAAUAUGUAUGUAUGAAUAGCUACAUAUGUAAUAACUAUAUUUAGAGCUUCUAUUCUUUGUUGGUAUCGUUUUCAAUUUUUUUACUGUUAAUUGAUGCACCAUAUAUUGCAAAUCUCAUUUCCAAAUCACCUGACAUUGCUUUCUAAUUCCUAAGUUUUACAAAACUGGAUAAAAGCUUAGUGAGUAUUGCAACAACAUUAUCAUGCUACAAUUUAUACACUUAAUUAUGUGCCGCCCAAGUUGUGCCUUGGAUAUCUUUUACACAAUAUAUUUCAAAUAAAUAUACAAAUAUGAAAUGAAAAUUUGCUACGAUGUGUAGUGAAACAAAUGUAUUGUUUGUCAAAUAGUGCUUACAUAUAUUUUGAUCGUAUAUUAUGUGCAAAGUCCACUGCCUAUAAUGAGAUUCCUAAAUGCAUAAAGAUAUAUUUAAAGAUACAAUAGUUUUAUAGCAAGAAAUGUAUAUAGAUUAUCAUGAUUGGUGAUUUGGGAAAGAUUUGUGAUUAUUUUAGAUGUCAGUCAGUGUAAAUAAAUUCUUUUAGCUGUAAAAAAACAUUUACAAAAUCCAUUCCACAUUUAUCAUGUAGAUCCGAUAGCUACGGGCUUUCUCUUUAAUAUUUUCUUUACGUCUUUUAGAGUGUCGGUAUCAUUGUAUAUUAUUCUAGACGAUGAUCGUGAUAAUAAAAAACACAGCCAUUUAUCAUAAUCGAAAGUACGAUAUCAAAUAAAUUCUGUUGCAGAAUCAUAAAGAUUAUCAACAGAAAUAUCGAUCAGAUAUAGCUAAACAUAAUUAAAGCUGCAUAAAUUUCUUUAUCCUUGAAACUGAUAUCAUUCGCACAUAUAGAAAUCUUCAUACUUUCGAUGAUGUAACAGCAGAUGCUGAUUUGUUGUAGCAAUCAACAUUACGAUAUCGUACAGCUCUGCUAUCGUUAUUAAAAUUAUGAAAUUCUUCAAGAGAGACUUCGUACAUAUUAGAAUAUUAUCAGAAAAAAUGUACUCUUGUUUCCUCUGUCAAUCUUUCGAAACGAAGUCAGACUUCGUUCGACGAUUCAAAAAUUUUCAUUUGUGCUACUGUAUCUGCAUUUCUGGUAAUUACUGUGUUGUGCAGUUACCGAGUAUAAAUAAAAAAUGUUUCCUAUCUGUGUAUCUAUAUGCAACGAAAA